UCGAGCAAACGUUUUACUUUGCAGGGUUGGUCACUGUUACUUCCGGUGUGGGGUGAUCGGCAAAAUGAGGAUAAGGAAACGAGGACUUCCUGGUCUAUAAAGAGGCACCGGUUCUGUCAGUUCCUCCAAACUCGUCAAGUCACAGACCAGCCGAAUACAAAAAAACCGUCAAAGAAGACCGGGAAACUCUAAUCCUUCUGUUCUAACACACGGACGUUGUCGCUGCCAUGGCAUCUACUCAGAGAUUCGACCGUCGUGGCAAGGCCACUGAGCUCCUUAGCAAGAUUGAGAACUUUGAACGUCGUGAUCAGAUUGAAGAUCUGCUCGACAAGCUCGAAAUCAACGACGGCAACCGCAACCGCCAGCAGAAGUCUACUUUCCGUGACACGCGCACCGUGUCAAUGCCUGUUGAUGUCGUUGCCGAGCUCUUAUUAGCCUUCGCCGGGCGUGAUGGCCUUAAAGGCGAUCGAGACACGUUCGAGCGAUUCGAGGGCAGGCGGGACCACUACGAAGACUAUACCGGUCGCGACCGUACAGGUCUUCUUCGCCAGUUACUUGAAAUGACAUUGGACGACGAUCAGUUCUCCGGCCACCGAAACAAUGACACACGCCGCAUCUUGUUGGAAGUGAUUUUGAAACACGUCUUGCGGGAGGGGUGGCAAGGCGAUCGCCAGCGAGGUGCUGGCUACGGUGGUCAUCAUGAUGAUAUUGAGGAUAGAAUCCGGGAGUACUUGGGCGGGUCUCGCCGUACGGAGGAUCGAAUGGGUUCCCGCCAUCAUGCUGGUUCUCGUCUUUUGGAACGGUUCCUGGACAUGAUUGAACAGGCACAGGAUAAUGGUCAAGACCAGGACCAAGACCUCGACCGGGUAUUGAUGCGCAUUGUCCUCGAGGCCCUUUUUGAAGAUGGUUUUAGUGACCGAAACCGCCGCGACAACGACAACCAGGAGUAUUCUGAAAUCAUGUCGAUGUUGGUUCGCCGCAUCAUGAUGCAUUUGCUCAACGAUGUUGAAUCCGCUCGGAUGGAGCUCGAAAUUCUCACUCACAUCAUGGGUCGCCCAGCUCGCCGAGGACGAAGUGAACGUCGGAGCGGAUGGGGUCUGAUGAACAUGAUCCGGGAACACCUUCGUGACUUUGACACCGAUACCCGCCGUCGGCUAACAGAGGACAACGACAUCAUUCGUACGAUUCUCCGCCUUCGGUCCGAUGAAGAAAUCAGAGACAGCGAAGAUCUGGAUGUGUUGAUUGUUCAGCUCCUGCGUAGUUGGUGCACGGACUAUUUGAGCGAGCACAAGGUGCGCGGAAACCGCCGCUUUCGCAACCUCAUCGAGUUUGUGCGCGAGCUCACUUCCAACCCCACCAACUAUAUGGAUGGCCAACAAGACUACGGACGCCGUCUCGGACGCGACAUUGAGGAAGCACUCCGCCUACAACAGCUCCUUGAAAGGCAAGGAAAAAGCCACUCUUGGACAGACAGGAAGUUCCGUGGUUCAAAGUACGAAGAUGAGUUUCAGCGUCGUGGAGAACGCAACUCCUGGUCAUCCGGAGACCUCAAAGAACAAUUGCGGCACCUCUUCGGCCGCACCAGUGGAUUCGGCUUGCAUGGCCGCGACCGAAUGCGCAACGACGGAAUCUACGACCGUUGGAUGUGAAUGGUCUAACUUGCCCUCUCCUGCAUCGCCUGAACGUAAAACGAUAGCAUUUGACUGUGAGAAUAAUCAACAAAUGGCAUACUGCGAGGAUGAGGGAGGUGACUGUCACAAGGAAAAGAAGGGUGAUUGCCAGGAGUGGAAAGGAGCUCACUGCCAUAACGAGAAAGGAGAUUGCGAGGAGUGGAAGGAAUGUUGAAUCGUUGUUGGGCAGGAUGGAACUUUCAUUAUCGGGAUGUUGUUCAGCUGGUUGUCAAUGUAUAGCGUUUUUUGCUUUUGGAUAUUCAGAACAUUUUGGGAGGGAGAAUAUACAUAUUGCAAUUGAAUCAUACGACGAAAUAUUGCCGCA
Spizellomyces punctatus DAOM BR117 is the source of this 1995-nucleotide messenger RNA. RefSeq lists its product as uncharacterized. Bases 228 to 1649 code for a protein of 473 amino acids. Lineage: Eukaryota; Fungi; Chytridiomycota; Chytridiomycetes; Spizellomycetales; Spizellomycetaceae. The transcript is spliced from 4 exons. The record is from RefSeq and is a predicted model, not a curated record.